AUGAACGAAAUCAAUCAACUCAGAUCACACUUACGCAGUUCCAUUUCUACACUAUCAAGUUUAAAAUUAUAUCAAGCCGCUAAAUGGUCUGCUGAAGCUUUAAAUGGUAUGAAAAUUGAUGAUGAUGAAGAAAGUGAUGUUGAUUUAAUACAAGAUGAGGAAACAACUCCAAUACCCACAAUAUAUCAAAUCAGAUUAAAUUCAAAAGAUCAUGACCAGUUUGAAUUAGCUAAAACUUAUUUUGAUUGUAAAGAAUUUGAUCGUUGUUAUACAAUUUUAAAAAAUUCAACAAAUUCAAAUUGUAUUUUUUUAAAAUUAUAUUCUUUAUUAAUUUCUGGUGAUUUAAAAAGAGAACAAGAAAGUGAAGGUGCUCUUGGUUCAAAUGAUUUAAACUCUUCAAAUAAAAGUAUUCCAAUAAUAUUGAAAGAAAUUGAAUCACUUUUCAAUAAGGAUAAAUCAUAUAAAAAAAACCCUUUUAUAAAUUAUCUUUAUGGUAUUACUUUAUUAAAACAAAAAUCCACAAGUUUAGCACAAGAUGCAUUAAUUACAAGUUUAAAACAAUUUCCUUUCAAUUGGAGUUGUUGGUUAGAAUUAAUUCAUUCAAUUUCAAAUAUUGAUGAAGCUUUAAACAUUUUCCAAAAUUUAGAAUCUUUUUUCCAUCAAUCAUUCCCUAAUUCAACAAAAUUCAGUGAAUUAAUAAUGAUUAAAUUAGGUAAAUUAAAUUGUUUACAAGAAUUUUUCCAACAAACUCCAGAAUUAUAUAAUCAAUUAAAUGAAUUAUUAGAAAUUUUCCCAAUUUUUUCAUUUAUAAAAAUUCAAAAAGCUUUAAUUUCAUAUCAUGCAUUAGAAUAUACAGAAUGUGAAUUAAUAUUUGAUGAUAUAUUAACAAAUGAUCCUUUAAGAUUAGAUGAUAUGGAUUUAUAUUCAAAUAUUCUUUAUGUUAUGCAAAAAAGAUCAAAAUUAUCUUAUUUAGCUCAAUUAGCUUGUUCAAUUGAUAAAUUUAGACCUGAAACUUGUUGUAUUGUGGCAAAUUAUUAUUCUUUAAAAUUUGAACAUGAAAAAGCCAUAAUGUAUUAUAGACGUGCUUUAGUUUUAAAUAGAAAUUGUCUUUCAGCUUGGACUUUAAUGGGUCAUGAAUUUGUUGAAUUGAAAAAUACUCAUGCUGCUAUUGAAUCUUAUAGACGUGCCGUGGAUACAAAUCAAAAAGACUUUAAAGCUUGGUAUGGUUUAGGUCAAGCUUAUGAAAUUUUAGAUAUGCAUCUGUAUUCAUUAUAUUAUUAUCAAAAAGCAUGUUAUUUAAAACCUUUAGAUUCAAGAAUUUGGCAAGCUUUAGGUAAUUGUUAUGAUAAAUUAUCAAAAUUUAAAGAUUCAAUAAAAUGUUAUAAAAAAUCAUUAUUUUUAAAUAAUAAUUCAGAAAUUUCAAAAGAUGUUACAAUUUUAUUUAGAAUUGCCAAAAUUUUUGAAAAUUUAAAUGAAUUAUCAAAUUGUUAUGAAUUUAUGAAACAAGUAUUAAAUGAAGAAUUAGAAAAUAAUCAAAAAAAUGAUCUUACAUCUCAAGCAAGAUUAUGGUUAGCUAAAUAUGAACAAAAUUUAGGAAAUUGGGAAAAUGCUUAUUUUUAUGCAAUGGAUAUGAAUAGUGGUACAUCUCAAGAAAUUGAAGAAGCUAAAAUGAUUGCAAGAGAAGCGAAAAAUAAAAUGAAUGGGAUUACAAGGUAA
This is a messenger RNA of Hansenula ciferrii, 1716 nucleotides long. It is a transcript of the gene CDC23, whose product is annotated as anaphase promoting complex subunit CDC23. Gene Ontology annotation, biological process: cell division. Gene Ontology annotation, cellular component: anaphase-promoting complex. The transcript has a single exon. Lineage: Eukaryota; Fungi; Ascomycota; Saccharomycetes; Phaffomycetales; Wickerhamomycetaceae. The record is from RefSeq and is a predicted model, not a curated record. Bases 1 to 1716 code for a protein of 571 amino acids. Gene Ontology annotation, molecular function: protein binding.